Indicator indicator is the source of this 1154-nucleotide messenger RNA. RefSeq names its product TATA-box binding protein associated factor 9b (gene TAF9B). Gene Ontology annotation, cellular component: SAGA complex; transcription factor TFIID complex. Gene Ontology annotation, molecular function: RNA polymerase II general transcription initiation factor activity; transcription coactivator activity; protein heterodimerization activity. Gene Ontology annotation, biological process: DNA-templated transcription initiation; RNA polymerase II preinitiation complex assembly. Bases 1 to 774 code for a protein of 257 amino acids. The transcript has 7 exons. The record is from RefSeq and is a predicted model, not a curated record. Lineage: Eukaryota; Metazoa; Chordata; Aves; Piciformes; Indicatoridae.
AUGGAGCCGGCCAAGAUGGCGUCUCCCAAGAGCGCGCCGAAAGACGCGCAGGUGAUGGCGCAGAUCCUGAAGGACAUGGGCAUCACCGAGUAUGAGCCGCGUGUCAUCAAUCAGAUGCUGGAGUUCGCCUACAGGUAUGUGACCACUAUUCUGGAGGAUGCCAAAAUUUACUCCAGCCACGCAAAGAAAUCCAGUGUCGAUGCCGACGACGUCAGGCUGGCCAUCCAGUGCCGGACAGACCAGUCCUUCACAUCUCCACCUCCCAGGGAUUUCUUGCUAGAUAUUGCAAGGCAGAAAAACCAGACGCCGCUGCCACUCAUAAAGCCUUACUCUGGACCCAGGCUUCCUCCUGACAGAUACUGCUUGACAGCUCCCAACUACAGGCUCAAGUCCUUGCAGAAGAAGGUAGGGGAUGGCACACCCAACAGCAACGCUGCUUUGCCCCGCCUGAGCGUUGGUGCUGUGAGCAGCAGGCCCAGCACUCCCACCCUAGGGACCCCUUCAGCACAGACAGUGGCUGUCUCCACCAAGGUGGGCACCCCGGUGUCGCUGACGGGUCAGAGGUUCACCGUGCAGAUCCCCUCCUCGCAGGCAGCCGUCAAGGCAGCUACACCAACUACUCCAACAGUUCAGAAUGUUCUCAUCAACCCUUCGUUAAUCGGCCCCAAGAACAUCCUCAUCACUACCAACAUGGUGUCGUCACAGAACACAGCCAGUGAGCCCAACCCCUUGAAGAGGAAGCAUGAUGAUGAUGAUGACUAUGACACCUUGUGAAGAGACUGCCCCAUCCCCUCCUGCUCUCCAGUGGUUCACACUGAGUCCCAUGGGGGUUUUGCCAAGAGUAACCAGCGUGAGAGUGUGGCCAUAUUCUGUUCUUACUUGGGCAGGUGUGGAGUGAGAGAGAGCACAGCUGGUGGAGAGACGAAACAGUGACUGAGCUUUCCCUGUGGCCUGUAAUGUCCUUAGAACCUCAGUGGCUUGGGGCCAGCCUGGGUCAAGUCUAUCCUGGGCCUUGGGGCAUGGUGUGGAAAGAAACCAGCUGUGCCAUCUCCCUGCCCAAGUGUGGACAGUGCCUUUCUGGUGUCUCCAGUACAGCCAAACUGGAGGAGCUGGGCAGUAGGAGGGGUUGAGCCCAAGGCAAUGUUUCCAAUAAA